This is a messenger RNA of Spea bombifrons (plains spadefoot toad), 918 nucleotides long. Its product is annotated as odorant receptor 131-2-like. Lineage: Eukaryota; Metazoa; Chordata; Amphibia; Anura; Pelobatidae. Gene Ontology annotation, molecular function: G protein-coupled receptor activity. Gene Ontology annotation, cellular component: membrane. Gene Ontology annotation, biological process: G protein-coupled receptor signaling pathway. Bases 1 to 918 code for a protein of 305 amino acids. The record is from RefSeq and is a predicted model, not a curated record. The transcript has a single exon.
AUGGUGAAUUCCACUCUCUAUACCAACUCGACUCAGAUGUCCCUUUACAAAAACAGUGCUGUAUAUAACGUAUGGGUGGGUCUCGUGACUCUGACAGUAUUUUGUGUCUGCUUCUUCCUCUACUUCAUCUCGGUCAUCCUAAACGUCUACUUCACAACGCCCCAUGUCCGUGAGCAUGCGCGCUACGUACUCUUUGCCCAUAUGCUCAUUAACGACGCAUUAUAUCUCAUUGUGGGGCUCUUGCUUAUGCUGGGUUAUUUGUUCACUACCCACCUUCCUGUUCCGAUAUGCUAUUUCCUGAUCACCCUGGCCGUAUCCACUUUUAUGGUCACUCCGUACAACUUGGCGGCAAUGGCUUUGGAACGCUACAUCGCCAUCUGCUUCCCGCUAAGGCACAUCACACUUUGCACGCCUCAGAGGUGUAAUGCCGCCAUCGGUCUUAUGUGGGCAACGGGAAUGAUACCCAACUUCGCCGAUUUCAUUGCCCUGAGCACCUCGGUGGACACCAAAUUCUUCUCGAGUAGGCUGUUAUGCACACAGGGACACAUGAUAAGGAGCCAACUUCAAGCCACCAUACGCUCUGUGUCCUUCAUACUUACCUUAACUAUGGUGGGACUCGUACUUAUUUUCACUUACAUCAAGGUCAUGGUGGUCGCGCGGCAGAUCGGCUCGGGAAAUUCUUCGGCCUUAAAGGCGGCGAAAACCGUCCUGCUCCACGCCUUCCAGCUCCUCUUAUGCAUGACCUCCUUGACCACCUCGUUCACCGAGUCGAGCUAUAAGGACUACGUCGCCUUUUUGAUCGUAACUAAUUUCCUAGUCUUCAUGUGUCUGCCAAGGUUCCUCAGUCCUUUGAUCUACGGCCUACGAGACGAAGUGUUCAGCAAAUGUAUUCGAAAGAUGUACUCCUCAAAAUUUUAA